UGCUGUAUACCUGUAUCACAUUAGUUGAAACCAAGACUGUUCUCAUGGCAGUUUAGGAUAAUUAACGUGACAGGUUAGGAUAAUUAAGUUAAGGUUAGGAAAAGGUGUAGGGUUAGCUAAAAUUGUCCCUGAUGUGACUCGAACAUAUCUAACUACAACCAGGCCUGCCCUGAGAACAGUCUUGGUUUCCACUAACGCGAUGACGCGAAUACCGGACAUCUCAGCCUCAGGAACUACAUAAGAGCUGUUACCAAAAUUCUCAUUUACAUUUGCUCGCGUUUAGAUCUCUGUAAAAGUUAAUAGGUCUAUUUGACAAUUGACUACUGCGAUUUUUUUUGUUGUCCUCGUUUGACAAAAUAAUUAAUAGGCCUAUCAAGAACAGGUAGGCUACCUCAGGUUGCAGUUACUUUGUUGUAGACUACUCUGAAGAGAAGUGUAUUGUCUUAUCGAAAAAGCCACUGAAACACCAAAAGAUGGACUCACCAGCAAGCCCCUUCUCCCGUGCUGGGAGGACUUUCUGGACAGUUUGGAACUACUUUACGGAAGUUGUGGGGAGGUAUCUAAGCCCAGAGCCCACUAACAAUGACACAAGCUCAAGACAGGAAGCCACUGCUGCACAACAAACAGACGACCAUAGAGAUGGUGUGAAAAAUGAGUUAAAGGAAACUGAGGUCACAUUUGAAACAGGCUCUGAGGUUAAGAAACCAAGACCAGUCGUUGCCUGGGAACAGUGCAAUGUCAUCAUUGGUCCAGGCCUCGGCAGAGAAAAUGUGCAAUACACUGGACAAUCCAACAGAGGGAGUGAUAGCAAAGCAUCCCAGGAGGGAGAUGAUGUAAAACAAGAGCAGGUGGACCGAACAGAAAAUAAAGACACAAUCCAGCAUGUUACUAAAGAAGAAUUAAAUAUGGGGAAAGGGGUCCAAUCAGUGGUAGUCACUGGGAUCCAGAUCUUAUUCAGAGAGCCGACAUCUGAAAGGUCAAAGGGCCAGGGAGCACAAGGACACACUGACAGUUACAACUGUGCUGAAGCAAAUAGAUUAAGAGGUGCAGUGGCAGCAAGAGAAGAGGAGGAAGAAGAAYUCCCUGAAGAAGUUACUGAAGAAUUCCCCUGUGGUGAAGAAGGAACCAAAACAGAAGAACAUGAAAAUAAUAGAGAUGGAGAAAUACAUUUUGAUAUAGAGUCCCCAAACCUUACAUCAGCCUGUGCUGAACCUGCCACACUUUUGGAUAAGAAUGGAGACAAGGAAAAUAAGGACAGAUUAAUGAAACACAAUGUGCAAAGUACAGAGGAUGAAACCAUGGUAAGAUUAAAUGAAAAAGAUGGAGAGGAAGAAACGGCAGUACUCUUCAUGGAGACAGACAAAGAAGGGUGGAAAGUAGCAGAAAUAGUAGAAUUCUCAGCGGGAGGGGAGAAUAGCGGUGAUCUGUGUGUAAUCAAAGACAAAAUGAGUCGAGAUGGUAAUGAAGAGAAGAAUGGCAUAGACAUGGAAGAACUUAGGAGGAAGGAGGAGAGAGCGGAAGAGAAUAGAGCAAUAGAAGAGAUGGACAGAAGAGAACAGGAAGAGAUAUUGGACAGGGGCUUUGGACCGAACAAUGACUUCCAAGUCUCAGAAAACAAUAACAAACAUGAAUAUGGUGACGAUCGUUUGAAGUUUGAUGAAGGAACUAUAGAAAAGUUGGAUCAAGAAAAUGACCCCAACCCACGACUGCUUUGUAGAGGAUUAUCAGACGAAGAUAGAGCAUUGGGAAGAGGCCAGGACAUCUUUGUUUCGGAGGCAGAGUUGGAAUUGCCAAUGGCCUAUGACAAAAGAGUCUUUGUGUCAAAUGAUGAGAUAACCAUUGUUAGAGACGAGCAGAGCAAGGAGGGCAACGUUGAAAGAAUUGACAGCACAGUGUUAGAAGAAAGAAAAGAAAAGGUAUCAGAGGAUGGAUCCAAAGUGUUUGAGGACGGGGGCAGUAACAAGAUAGAAGACGUAGCAAUCAGUAUUCGGACGAAGACUGAUACAGAGGCAGAGGAUGUGGAAGAUAAAGUGACUGGACUGGACACUUUCUUUUAUCAGGACAGAAAUGUUGUAGUGGAGAAAAAUAAACUACAGGAAGAGAAGCUCUCAAAAGAAGACGAAGACCCCCUUAAUGAAGUGGAGGGGAAACUUAUUUCAGUGGUUGACAAUAGAGUGGAAAUCAGAGGCGUGGCAAAAUACAUUUCCCCUGGGCUAUGUGAGGACCUUGUUGUGGCUCAGGAGCCAAAACGUGUAGCGUGUGAAGAAACCCGAGAGGAAAUUCCUGAAAUCAACAAUGGCAAAGAGUUAGACGAGAAUACGGCACCGAAGAUCCUGGAAGUUGGCGACGAUGAAGUCAACACCACCCAUUUACAAGAAGCACACACCGAAAGUGAUACRAAAGAGUUAGAAGGUGUAGAGAACACUGGAACUACUUUUAAAUCUGACAAUUCACCAGUGAGUGAACUCAUGGAAGGGAAAGAAGAUCCGAAAACCGUUGAAAGAUUAUUUGAAAGUGAGGAUAUUGAGAAAGCCUCAGAGACAGUAGUAGACGAGCACACAGUCGCGAAAGCAGCGGAAUCACUGGGGGAAACYGAGAGAACAGAUUCUGUAUUACUGAAUGGAACAGAUACUCAAAUACUAGAGGACCUAGCGAAGACAAAGACUGAAUCACAUGAACCGAUGGAGAUUGAGUUAGGACUGUCAGAGGAAGCAGCAGAGACAUAUGUUUGUUUAUCAGAUGAGACGCUGAGAACAGAGGCUGGAGUAUACAAAGAGACAGAGGAGAUAAAGGCAGUGUUUAGAGAGGGAUGGAUGGAGUCGAAGGCAGGGGAGACAGUGGGGACAGAAUUUGAAUCAGUGGAGACACAGGCAGAAACACCAGAAGUGAGGACCGGGGUUGUGCCAUCAGAGGACAAAGAUGAGACCGAGUCUGGAUCAAUGCAGGAAUCAGCAGAUACCAGUUUUGGAUUACUAAGGGAAACUGUGGAGGAAGGGUUACAAAAGGUGGCAGAGGUAGACACACCAGAGGUGAGGACAGUGACCGUACUGUCAAUGGAGACAAACACAGAGGAAUUAGUGGAAUCUGAGGCUGGGGACAUGGUGGAGACAGAAGUUGGAUUAGUGAAAAAACAUGAGGCAGAAAUACCAGAUGCGAGAACUGAAACGGCAUCAUCAGAAAGAACUGUGACGACAGAGGCAGCAAUACUUGAUAUGAAGAUUGAGGAAUCGCCAUCAGAGGAAACAGAGUCUGGAUUAGUUGACACAGAGGCCAGAAUUUUUCUGGAAACAACAGCGAUUGAGUCUGAAUUAUUGGAGGAAUUAUCUGAGACAUCAUCAGAAAGAACUGUGACGACAGAGGCAGGAUUAUCAAGGAACAUGACAUUGUACRCAUCAUCAAUUCAUACAGAGGCUGUGUUUCUCACAGAGACAAAGGCUGUGUUAUCUAAUGAGUCACUGGAAACAGACAAUGGAUUAUCAGACAAAUCGUCUGAGGCUGGGACUAAAUUACAGGGAAUGGUAGAGGCUGGAUUACCAGAUUCGAGAGAAAUAGAGGCUGAAUUAUUUGAGGAAAUGGUUUGUGGAGAAGUUGUACUAUCACAAGUCACAGAAGAUGAAUUAUCAGAGGAAAAAUAUAAUGUAAAAGCUACAUUAAUGAAAGAAUUAGUGGAGCCAGGGCCUGMGGAAACAUUGGAGACUGAAAAGGGAAUCAUGAAUGAGACAGACGCAGCAAUACUUGAUAUGAAGAUUGAGGAAUCGCCAUCAGAGGAAACAGAGUCUGGAWUAGUUGACACAGAGGCCAGAAUUUUUCUGGAAACAACAGCGAUUGAGUCUGAAUUAUUGGAGGAAUUAUCUGAGACUGAGUCUGGAUCACAGAAGGACAAAGAGAUAAAAAGACAGAGGAUUGAGACAGAGCCAUCGGUGGAGAGAGACGUAGAGGAACUAGUGGAAUCUGAGGCUGGGGACAUGGUGGAGACAGAAGUUGGAUUAGUGAGGACAGUAGCCGAAUUACCAGAAGAAGUUAGGCCAAAGAUAGAGCUAUUAGAAAAAARGAAUAGAACAGGUGCUGAUUCAUCAGAGGACACAGAUGAGACAGAGGCCAGAUUUUCAGAGGAGAUAGAGACUGAUUUAGUAGAGACCAAGUAUGGGUUACAGAAGAACACAGAAGAAGACAUACUACAUGUGAGAACAGAGACUGUGCUGUCGGUGGAAACAGUAGAGAUGGAUACUGACUCAUCAGACAAAUCACUGGAGUCCAGAUCACUUGAAAUAUCCGAGGCUGGAUUAUCUGAAGAAUCAGUGGACAGUGAGGCUGUAUUAAAGGAUAUUUACACAGAAAUACCAGAUGUGGAGAAAGAGUCUGGAUUAUCAGAAGAGACCGUAGAUGCUGGAUUAUCAGAGAAAACAGACGUGUCAGACACAGAAUUAGUGAAAAAUACAAAGGCUCUAAUAAUGCUAGAGGCUYAACUUUCAGAUGCAACAGAGGCUGUGUUAAAAGAGAAGGCAGAAGACAACACGGCAAACGAAUCACUGGAAAUUGAGGUAGGAUUAUUUUGGGAAACCGAUGAGACCGAGGCUUUGGUAACAGAGGAAGUUAUGAAGACAGGGCCUGUUUUAUCGAAGCAGACAGAUUUUGGAUCACAGGGUCAAUUACUGGAGAUCGAAGAUAGAAUAAUAGAGAAAUCCCAGGUUGGGUGGUCUGAGGAAACUGUGGAAACAGAUGGAGGAUUACCAGAGGAAAACAGAGGGGAGGGUGCAAAAGCAGGAUUCCGUUCCCCAUCAGGAACCAAAAAUGUAGACCAAAGUCUUCAGCUUCAGUUUGACGCCUCCGCUUUGGACUUCACUGCUCAAAAGUCUCGCAUUGCCCUCAAGAAUCCACAUGUCCGUCCACCCAGGGAUCCCCGUACUCUUCUACAGAUGCCAUCUUUGACCCCCUCCCCUUCAAAACRCACCGUACACGUGCCAGUCAGAGGCCCAACAGGGAUACCAAUGAGGGCCAUGGGCGGCAUCGGAAUCAAACUGCCUGGAUUCGGUGCAGGGCCCCCCAUCUUAAGAAAGACCGGAAUGGGGGUGAGAGGUGAAAAUAACACCGAAAAUAUCCCUCAGAAAUCUGAGCUAGAGCAAGAUGUAAGGGAUGAAUCUCCCAAGAAAGAAGAGACGCAAAACAAGCAAGAAGAGCGCAAAACAAAAUGGACACCGCCUAGACAUCCAGGAUUUGGAAAUCCCCUGAUGAUGAAUGAGCUGAAGAACAAGCUGAAGAAGACUACAAAAGAGAGCGGAGAUGAUUGACAGGACCUUUUUUCUCAUUGGUGAACCAUGGUCCAUGAACAAUGGGCUUUAAUUUAUCAUAAGUAUCUCAAUUUUAUUUAAAACUAUCUUUGUCUAUUUCUUUUGAAUAUCUUUGUAUGAACAUUUUCAAAUAAAUAAUAUAUUUUUGUUUUG
Salvelinus sp. IW2-2015 is the source of this 5441-nucleotide messenger RNA. Its product is annotated as neurofilament medium polypeptide. Lineage: Eukaryota; Metazoa; Chordata; Actinopteri; Salmoniformes; Salmonidae. The record is from RefSeq and is a predicted model, not a curated record.